This is a messenger RNA of Vespula pensylvanica (western yellowjacket), 2063 nucleotides long. Its product is annotated as odorant receptor 82a-like. Bases 432 to 1712 code for a protein of 426 amino acids. Gene Ontology annotation, biological process: detection of chemical stimulus involved in sensory perception of smell; sensory perception of smell. Gene Ontology annotation, cellular component: plasma membrane. Lineage: Eukaryota; Metazoa; Arthropoda; Insecta; Hymenoptera; Vespidae. Gene Ontology annotation, molecular function: olfactory receptor activity; odorant binding. The record is from RefSeq and is a predicted model, not a curated record. The transcript is spliced from 4 exons.
GCGACGUCAAAUCGGUCGAUAAAAUUUACUUCCAUAAUAUAAAAGUUCUUAUUUAUAGGAAUAAAAGCGUGGAAAAAUAAUAAACGUACCAUGCAGAGCGCGAAUUAAAGUUUUGAUGUUUCUUUCGAUUUAUCCGAUACUCGAUGACACUUUAAACUAAAGCAUUAGAUAAUUAUAUCGAAGAUAUUUCUUUAAAUGAAAAUUUUAUUGCGAAAGAAAUAAAGUAUCCGCAGAGGAUAUACAGAGAAGAGACAGAGGCAGGUUCCUUCUAUUAAAACGUUGGAUUAAAGCGCAAGCGUAGAUUCCUACUUCAUAUAGCAACCCCACCGCUAUACUUUUCUCUAUACUAUUCCCUUUUUUCUUGUUUCGGGUCAUAUUGCUUUCAAGUGAAGUUACAACUUUCUAUUACUUCAGUAUUUACCGGGGAAACCAUGUCGAUCGAACUGCAGGUAAAUAACUUUAAGAAAGAAAAUGAAAGGGGACAAGAAGAAGACAUCGUUGUUAGAAACAAGAGAUCCUUGAGUUAUUCUAUGAAAAUACCCUAUUAUAUUUUACGGGUUAUCGGUGUCUGGCCUCUUCGAACUGACGCAUCUGUGAUCGAUCGAUUCGCCAGCUAUUCGAUGAAAUGCAUGUGUUACUUUUUCUUCGCGUUCAUUUUAAUACCAGGAUUUCUUCGAAUUUUCCUUAUCGAAAAAAGUACACAACAAAAAUUAAAAAUAUUCGGACCACUCUGCUCCUGCUCGACGAACGCUAUGAAAUACAGUAUACUCUUAAUGCAUAGAGAGAAGAUCAGGACUUGUCUGAAACACAUAAGAGAAGAUUGGACAAAGAUAAUUCUUCAAGAAGAUCACGAACUCAUGAUGUCUCAAGCUAGAAUCGGAAGAAUUCUUUCAACCAUGUCGAUUUGUUUCAUAUACGGUGCAGGAAUAUUUUAUCGUACUUUUUUGCCGCUUUCCAAGGGCUCCGUCGUCGUCGGCAAUCACACGAUAAGACCCCUCGCUUGUCCAAGUUACUUCGUAUUAUUCGACGAACAAAAGUCGCCUGCUUAUGAACUCGUAUUUUUUGGACAAUUUCUUGGCGGCUUCACCGUUUAUACCGUAGGUAGCGGAGUUUGUGGAUUGGCAGCUUUCUUUAUUAUGCACGUUUGCGGCCAACUUGGAAUAUUGAUGAGAAAAAUGAACGACAUCGUCGAGGGUAAUUAUUCCAUCGAGAAGAAUCCAAAGAUACGCAUCGCCGAAGUCAUCCGUCAUCAAAUCAGAACCAGAAGUUUCGUUAAAGAGGUAGAAGAAAUUUUGCAAUAUCCUUGCAUGGCCGAGAUAAUGGGCUGCACGAGUCUCGUUUGUCUCGUCUUAUACUACUUGGUUAUGGAAUGGGAAGAUAGCGAUGCUACCGGUCUGAUAACUUUUGUUUUACUUUUCGUAUCAUUCGCUUUCAACAUGUUUAUCUUUUGUUAUAUCGGAGAGCUUCUUUCGGAACAGGUAGAACGAUCGUUUUAUUCUAUAAAUGCAUACUCUAUGCACUAUAAAUUGAAAUUUUUGGAAAAUAACGAUCUACUUUAUCUACUAAUAGGGCGCGAAGGUUGGAUUAACAUCCAGUACCCUAAAUUGGCAUUGUCUUCCGGUAAAGGAUAUGAAAUGUUUAAUACCAGUCAUAAUUAUGUCCAACUAUCCAUUGAAAAUCGUAGCCGGAAAAUUAAUGGAUAUGUCUCUUAGUAAUUUCAACAAUAUUAUCAAAACGGCUGUAGGAUAUUUUAACAUUCUUCGAAACAGUGUCUAAUGUGCUAUUCAACAGUGAAUAUUUUUAGCGGAUCAACAAAUUAAUCAACGCCAAAUAUUUGUAUAGAGAAUAAAUGAUGAUAGCGAUGAUAGAAAAAAAUUGUUACGAAUUAUGGAAUUUUUAUGGAAUUCGUAAUAGUUAAUAAUGCCAUCUUUGCAAUAGAAAUUUUUUUUAGAGCAUGCAAUCUUGAAGAAUAAAGAGUACGAUUCUUAUUAUUAGUUCAAAGUAAUACCAAUAAAAAAUUAAAAGUAUCACAUAUAUUUCCUUUGUAGAUGCAAUUUCUUCAA